UCCAUCUCCUUCAGCACACCGCACAUGUACAGCAGCAGUGACAGAUUGAAAGGCUGGGCCUGCUACACGCGCAUACCCGCAAACGCACACUUAAACACACACCACCCUGUCUGUGGGAACCCUCUCUUCUGAAAAGAAACAAAUUAGCUCGGAUUUUAAGAUGAAGCUGACGGAUGGAUUUUUGAAGCUGGUUUGAAACGCAGCCUUUCUCAAGCAUGAAGCUCCUCGGAAACAUUCCACUGCUACAGAUCCUCUUUCUGCCAUGUUUCAGCCUGAUCGGGGGCUUACAGAGAGCUCCUCGAAUCACAACCUUACUUGAAACUGUGGAUGCCUUGUUGGAUCACAAUGCAACUUUUAUAUGUGAGGUAGACUCUUAUCCUUUAGCAGACAUUUCUUGGACGCGCAACAAUUACCCCAUACGGCAUUAUGAUCCACGAUACAUUAUCCGAGAAAAUGGCCAAAUGUUGAUCAUUCCCAAUGUGAAGGACUCAGACAAUGGAGAAUACUGUUGCAAUGCCAACAAUGGAAUUGGAGAGCCAGCAAAAAGCUGUGGAGCUUUGCAGCUGAAGAUGAAGCCUCAAAUUAAGAGACAUCCAACAAACAUCACAUUGCUACUGGAGUCCAAGGCAGUGUUGCCAUGCGUAACGUUAGGAUAUCCCAAACCAGAUAUUUCCUGGAUUAAAGAUGAGGAUUUAAUUAAGGUUGAUAGCCGAAUUUCGAUUUUGGAAUUUGGUGCCUUAAAAAUUCACAGUAUUAAGAAGGAGGACGCUGGCCAGUACCGAUGUGUAGCUAAAAACAGCUUUGGGAUUGCCGUCUCAAAACCGGUCACCAUCGAAGUACAAGCUCCUGCUAAAAUACUUAAAGUUCCAAAAGAGAGGAAGGUGCAGAUUGGAACAGAAGUGGCUUUGGAGUGCAAUGCCACUGGCAACCCCAUCCCCUCCAUAACUUGGCUGGAAAACGGCAACACGAUCAUGGGGGCAUCAGUAGAGGAGACUCUGGUUGGGGAGGUAAUCCUAUCAGUGCUGCGGGUGGUGGUCAAUAAACCGGCCCUCUACACCUGCCAGGCCACCAACCACCACAGUGGAGGAGCCAACACUGUCAAAGCUACAGCCAAGAUCACCAUCUCAGAAUGGAGGCUGUAUAAAGGCAGUGCUGGAUACUGCAGUACGUACCGGGGUGAAGUGUGUCGUGGCGUGUUGAGACGCGAUGCACUCAUCUUCUUUAACUAUUCCCUGCCGGAGCCUGAGGAGGGGCAGGAGCUGCUGGCCCAGGGCAGCUGGGCGGAGUUGGAUGGGGCCAGUGCUCUGUGCAGGCCGGCUGCGCGCUCUCUGCUCUGCCACAACACCUUCCAGGACUGCAGCCCUUCCGGCCUGGGACCCUCACCCAAACCCAUCUGCAGGGAGCACUGUGUGGCGGUGAAGGAGCUGUACUGUUAUAAGGAGUGGCGCUCUAUGGAGGAGAGGAGUCACAGGGGAGUCGUUUCUCCAGGCCUGAGCAUCAUUCUGCCGGACUGUGGAACACUGCCCAGCCUGCAGGCUGAUCCAGCCUCAUGUACCUCUGUGGCUUUUGUGGAACUCAAGAAAGACCAAAUCACAACAACAUGCUACAAUGACAGAGGAAGGUUUUACCAAGGAACACACAAUGUCACCGCGUCUGGUAUUCCCUGUCAGCGCUGGGACCAGCAGGAUCCUCAUCCUCACAGGCUGCCUGUGGACAUCAUCCCUGAGCUGAGCAAUGCUGAGAAUUACUGCCGCAAUCCCGGGGGAGAGAGUGACAGGCCAUGGUGCUACUCCAGCAGCCCCAGAGUACGCUGGGAAUACUGCCUGGUGCCCAAAUGUGGAGAAGCAGUGACAAGCGUGAGAGCAGCGUCUGCUCCUAAAUCGGCCCCUCCAAACCCGGUUUCUCCCGUCUCCACUGCCUACUACAUGAGCGUCAUCAUAUUCAUCAUCGCAGGCUUUGCAGGUGUAGCCUUCCUCACCAUACUCAUCCUCAUGUGUCACAAGAGGAAGAAAAUGUGGAAGCGUCGGAAAAGCAGGGCCAUGGAGACCCCUACCCUCACUGCCCUACCUUCUGAACUACUACUGGACAGACUGCACCCCAACCCCAUGUACCAGCGCCUGCCCCUCCUGCUCAACUCUAAGCUGCUGACGCUGGAGUACCCACGCAACAACAUCGAAUACGUGAGGGAUAUCGGAGAGGGGGCCUUCGGCAGGGUGUUUCAGGCAAGAGCUCCUGGCUUACUACCACAUGAGCCCUUCACUAUGGUAGCAGUGAAGAUGCUGAAGGAGGAGGCCUCAGCUGAUAUGCAGAAUGACUUCCAGAGAGAAGCUGCUCUCAUGGCAGAGUUUGAUCACCCCAACAUUGUCCGGCUCCUGGGGGUCUGUGCUGUGGGGAAGCCCAUGUGCCUGAUGUUUGAGUACAUGGCCCAUGGGGAUUUGAACGAGUAUCUGCGGAGGUGUUCCCCAGCCCAGCAGCGCAGCCUGAGCCAAGGAACCCUGACAGGCCAAAGUGUAGUCUCCGAAUCAGAACUAUCACCCCUCAGCUGCCUGGAGCAGCUCUCCAUCUCCAAGCAGGUGGCCGCAGGCAUGGCCUACCUGUCCGAGCGGAAAUUUGUGCACCGCGACUUGGCCACGCGGAACUGUCUGGUGGGCGAGGACUUAGUGGUGAAGAUCGCCGAUUUCGGCCUGUCACGAAACAUCUACGCUGCCGAUUACUACAAGGCCAGCGAAAAUGAUGCCAUCCCAAUUCGAUGGAUGCCCCCGGAGUCCAUCUUCUACAACCGCUACACCAGCGAGUCGGACGUGUGGGCCUACGGAGUAGUUCUGUGGGAGAUUUUCUCACACGGCAUGCAACCUUAUUACGGCAUGGCCCACGAGGAGGUCAUCUACUACGUUAGGGAUGGCCAUGUGCUGGCCUGCCCCGAGAACUGUCCGCUGGAACUCUACAACCUGAUGCGCCUGUGCUGGAGCCGCCACCCCAGUGACCGGCCCAGCUUCGCCAGCAUCCACCGCAUCCUGGAGAGGAUGCACUGCCAGAUGCUCCACUCCAGCAUGGCCUGA
This is a messenger RNA of Colossoma macropomum (tambaqui), 3059 nucleotides long. It is a transcript of the gene musk, whose product is annotated as muscle, skeletal, receptor tyrosine kinase. The transcript has 17 exons. Gene Ontology annotation, molecular function: ATP binding; protein binding; transmembrane receptor protein tyrosine kinase activity. Gene Ontology annotation, biological process: protein phosphorylation; multicellular organism development; cell surface receptor protein tyrosine kinase signaling pathway. The record is from RefSeq and is a predicted model, not a curated record. The coding region runs from base 216 to 3059 and encodes 947 amino acids. NCBI's taxonomy places the organism in Eukaryota, Metazoa, Chordata, Actinopteri, Characiformes, Serrasalmidae. Gene Ontology annotation, cellular component: signaling receptor complex.